CACUGGGUAGCACUGAAAAGAGUCUGGCACCAUCCUCUUGGCACCUGCCUUUCAGAUAUUUAUAUACAUUAAUGACAAUCCCUUCUCAGUCUCCUUUUCUCUAGACUAAACAGGCUGUGGUUCUUACACAUGGUUCUUACCCCUUUCAAGCGUUCAGUGGUUAGACCAAUGGCUACUCAACACACACAUAUACUGCUGUUUUGCAAAGCAGCAAUAUUGUGUGGCAUCGUCAUCCAUCUGCUUCUUUCUGGACCGAGACAUCCCUGCAGUUGGUCUUGCUGCCGUACCUUAUCUCUGAUGCGAGGUGAGGGGAGAGUUUCGCUGAGAUGUCAGAGGGGCUGGGAUGCUGGUCUGUUCUGGGUAGUGCAGAGCUAUCUUUUCUUCUUCAGAGUGGGGGCUGUCCUUCUCCCCCUUGCGGUGAGCUGGGGUUCUUUGGUUGUGCUGACUGAACCACAGCUAUGCAGUUUACAAUGUCAACUAUAUAUAUCUGAAGAAAGUUCAUACAACUUCAUACUCUAAAAACCAAUUGCUACAAUAGUUAGGGAAAGAGAUUUUCCUGACGGUCCCUUCUUUUCUUUUGACCAUCAGGGUCACACUGUACUAUUCACUCUUCAAGGCAUAAGUUGAGUUCAUAAGGUAGACAACACUGUGGACAUACAUCAUUACAAAGCAGAACAAGAGAGUGAAUACAACAACUCAACUCCUUUUAGUUCACAGUCAUCUGCCUAAGUCUGGGAGCCAAGAAGUUAGCCACCCAAAUAGAUUUAGUGGACAUCCCUGCCUUACUUCAUGUAAUAUUUUAAAAUGAGCCUUUAUCUUGUUUCUGUCAGUUUCAUUUUUCUGGUACUGAUUCACAUAAAACCCCCAGUCAAUAAUGCACAUAACUCUGUCCUGUAGUUCUAAAAGGUGGUCUAGAGCUAAUCAAUUCCAUAUUACCAUUUGUGAUAAUGGUGUGGUUUCUUCCUGUAGGGCUGUAAUGCUAUUUGCACUUUCAGGAAUGGCUUUUUCUAAUUGCCUUGACAUAUUUGCAAUAGCUCAUUCUAGUUUUGCAACCCCUAACUGUGGUAUAAAAGCUGUUACAGAGAGGGGCGCAUGUUUCACAUUCUGCCAGAGGGCUUUAACGCUUUUUCCUGUAGCUGUCAGUAGUUAGGAGUGACAGGGUCAGAAGAGAUACUGGUUCUAACCUGGAGCGUCUCCCAACGCUAGUGUUGCAUUCAUUACUUUCUAGUCCUCCUCUACAGAGUUCAAGCAACUGUAGAUGUGCCACAUUGGGGAAGUCCAUUCGUUUAUGGCAAUAAACAUAAAUGGUCAUUGGCUGCUUUGACUGAACUCUGUGAUUCUCUAAGAUACACUCAAACACCUCGUUAUGUCCUCUCCCUUUGCUGGCUCUGAGGCAUGGGCAUCUGAGCACCACACGGCAAAGCUGCUGCAUCCGCCUGAGCAUGUUUUGCCCUGGCUGGAUGCUGACAAGAGAGACACCAGGGAGUGACAGCCUGGGGGGUGACAGGAAGGUCACUGUGGUGACAGCCUGGGGGGUGACAGGAAGGUCACUGUGGUGACCGCCUGGGUGUGACGGGAGGAUCACUGUGUGGUGUCAGGCUGGGGUGACAGCAGGACACGAGCAGCUCAGGGUGGUGACAUGCCCAGGUCUGACGGGUCCCCCUCCUCUUGGGGGCGCUUGGACCUGCACGUGACAUGGGCCUUUUGUCAUAAUGCGCUGGGUCACACGGGUGCACUGUGCUGUUACACCAGGAUCUCUCCUGGUGAAGGCUGGGGCAGAGGUGCCUGAGUCGCCGUAGAGGUUGGUCAGGCCUGAGAGUGCUGCGUGCGAGAGAGGACACUGAGGCCAAGCCAGGGCUGCAGGGAACUCUCCUCCUCUGGGCUGUGAGGAGGACUGGGGCAGGUGCCACCAUCACGGCACAGCUCAGUUGCUGUGGGCCGCAGCCUGAUAUUGUUAAGGUGGCAAAGCCAAGGCUUCACUAGUCCGUGAUGGAGGCCUGAGGCUCUGUCAGCCGAGGCUGCCUGACAUCUCAGGGCCUGGCUGUGGCAGAGUGCUGCAGCCUCUGAACACUAUCGACCAGCACAAGCUCAGCCCGUGCUGCUCACCCCAGCCCCCUUGGUGGGCUCUGCCGUGUGCCCUCACCUUCGUGGAGGCUGCAAGGCCUCUGUCAUCUGCUGAGCUAGACACAGUCGUGGAGCAGGCACCGCCUGGCCCCGACCAUGUCCUGCAUCCACUACAAGUUCUCCUCCAAGCUGAGCUAUGAUACGGUCACUUUCAACGGCCUCCACAUCUCCCUUUGCGACCUCAAGUGCCGGAUCAUGUUCCGUGAGAAGCUGAAGGCAGCCAACUGUGAUCUGCAGAUCACCAAUGCCCAGACCAAAGAAGAAUACACAAAAGAUGCCCUGAUUCCUAGGAACUCAUUGGUAGUUGUUAAAAGAAUCCCUGUUGGAGGAGUUAAAGCUACCAGCAAAACAGAUGUUACGGCUCCUCAGUCACACAAAAUCUCAGGAGCAGCUUCUUUCAGAAGUCGAACUGAGCCAGUGAGCAGAACAUCAGAAGCAAACUUGAAUAUGUGUUUAUUUUUUGCUGAACGAAUGGAUGAUAAGUCUUCUGCAUCUGUUUCUCUGAACCAGCUUUUAAAGACUGCCAACCUGGCUGAAGCCAAUGCUUCUGAAGAAGAUAAAAUAAAAGCCAUGAUGAUACAGUCUUGCCAUGAAUAUGAUCCAGUCAAUUACGUGAAGAAGCCCUUGGGUACACCUCCACCAUCAUAUACUUGCUUUCGCUGCGGAAAACCUGGCCACUAUAGAAAGAACUGCCCAAUAAAUGGGGACAAAAAUGUUGAGUCUGUUCCCAGACUUAAAAGGAGCACAGGAAUUCCAAGGAGUUUCAUGAUAGAGGUGAAAGAUCCCAACACAAAGGGUGCAAUGCUGACAAACACUGGAAAAUAUGCAAUACCAAUUAUUAAUGCGGAAGCUUAUGCUAGAGGAAAGAGGGAAAGGCCUCCAUUUCUACCAGAGGAGCCAUCCUCCUCCUCUUCUGAUGGUCCUAUUCCAGAUGAGCUGUUAUGUCUCAUUUGUAAAGAUAUAAUGACUGAUGCAGCUAUUCUUCCCUGCUGUGGAAGCAGUUACUGUGACGAAUGUAUUAGAACAGCAUUACUGGAGUCUGAGGAACAUACAUGCCCAACGUGUCAUCAGACAGAUGUUUCUCUUGAUGCUUUAACUGCCAACCAGAACCUACGCCAGGCUGUGAACAACUUCAAAAAUGGAGCUGGCUACACAAAAAGGCUCCGUAGGCAGAUUCAGCAGCAGCAGCCGCCACCACCUCCACCACCACUCAGGACUGUUAUCCAUCCUGCUGCUUUGGUGACUGCUGCUGAACUGCCUCAAUCUUCUUCUCUGUCAAUCAGCAGUUUGUUGGAAGAGAAGGGCCGUCAAGUUCCUGUACGAAGACAACUAGCACCACCAAGUCUUCUGGGCUCCCAAGGACAAUCAAUACUCACAACUGGACCUCUGAGGAGAGACAGUACCAUCCACUCAGCAGGUGCCAGACCAGGCAGGGAACUGUAAGUAUGCUAUAGAAAUUCAAUAUAUGACUACUUGUAACAUGUGGCUUACACAACAGCUGAUUGAUAAUUAAGUAAGUAUGCUCCGAGAGUUGUGGGGAAUGUAAUUGGUAACUGAUUUUUAAAUGGCUUAAUUUGAACUGGCU
Strigops habroptila (Kakapo) is the source of this 3709-nucleotide messenger RNA. RefSeq names its product E3 ubiquitin-protein ligase RBBP6-like. Gene Ontology annotation, molecular function: ubiquitin protein ligase activity; nucleic acid binding; zinc ion binding. Gene Ontology annotation, biological process: mRNA processing; protein ubiquitination; ubiquitin-dependent protein catabolic process. Gene Ontology annotation, cellular component: nucleus. Bases 2221 to 3567 code for a protein of 448 amino acids. Lineage: Eukaryota; Metazoa; Chordata; Aves; Psittaciformes; Psittacidae. The transcript is spliced from 13 exons. The record is from RefSeq and is a predicted model, not a curated record.